AUGGACCUCACGGACGGACCUGGCGGAUGGACCUCACGAACGGACCUCACGGAUAGACCUCACGGACGAAUCUCACGGGCCUCACGGACGAACCUGGCGGAUGGACCUCACGGACGGACCUCACGGACCAACUUCACGGAUGGACCUCACGGACGGACCUCACGGACGAACCUGGCGGAUGGACCUCACGAACGGACCUCACGGAUAGACCUCACGGACGAAUCUCACGGACCUCACGGACGGACCUGGCGGAUGGACCUCACGGUUGGACCUCACGGACAGACCUCACGGACGGACCUGACGGAUGGACCUCACAGACCUCACGGACGAACCUCACGGACCUCACGGGCGGACCUCACGGACGAACUUCACGGACGGACCUCACGGACCUCACGGACGGACCUCACGGACCUCACGGACGGACCUCACGGACGAAUCUCACGGACGGACCUCACGGAUGGACCUCACGGACGGACCUCACGGAUGGACCUCACGGACGAACCUCACGGACUGACCUGA
Messenger RNA from Caenorhabditis briggsae, 519 nucleotides. Lineage: Eukaryota; Metazoa; Nematoda; Chromadorea; Rhabditida; Rhabditidae. Bases 1 to 519 code for a protein of 172 amino acids. The transcript has a single exon. The record is from RefSeq and is a predicted model, not a curated record.